UUCGCCGCGGAGUGCACCUACGGGGAAUGGCAAAGUGCCUCAGCAACAGGUGGCGGAGGAUCCUGAACGGAGGAAGUGGGUGCUUGCUUGCGCUCGGCCGCUCCUCACCCGGGAGAAAGGUUCGAGGCUCCCUUCCCCGGCUGCGGAAAAGCAGAAGAAAACUCGUGGAUUUGGGAGUUAGGGAAGGGCGGGCUGAGGUUUACUUAGAGGCUCCGGGCAGUGGGAGGAGACGCUAUGGCCUGGAUCUGGCAGUGGCAAUUUCAAGCGCUUUGGAUCGGCCUCACCUCGACAGGUUGUUUCUCUGUUCUCGUGACGGUGCCAGAUACUGAGCGAUACACCACUUUAUUUGCAUCUGUGACUCUCCGAUGUGACUAUAGUACCUCAGCACCACUGCAGGAUGUAGUUGUUACUUGGCGCUAUAAAUCUUUUUGCAAGGAUCCCAUUCUUGAUUAUUAUACUAUUGCCUAUCAGGCAAGCUUAGAACUUGGCCAGGAUCCUUCCAAUGACUGCAAUGACAACCAACGGGAAGUGCGCAUUGUUGCUCAGAAAAGAGGUCAGAGUGAACCAGUGUUGGGUGUUGAUUACAGGCAGCGAAAGAUCACAAUUCAGAAUAGAGCAGAUCUUGUAAUUAAUGAGGUGAUGUGGUGGGACCAUGGAGUCUACUAUUGUACUGUUGAAGCUCCAGGAGACACAACUGGUGAUCCAGACAAAGAAAUCAAGCUCAUUGUUUUGAAUUGGCUUACAGUACUCUUCAUCAUCCUUGGAGCCCUCCUCCUCUUCAUGCUGAUUGGAAUAUGCUGGUGUCAGUUCUGCCCACAGUAUUGCUGUUGCCAUGUACGCUGUGCCUGCUGUCCAACUCGCUGCUGCUGCAAUGAAAAAGUCCUGGAACGGCACCACUUUGUGAAACAAGCUCAACAACUUCUUCCAUGGAUGACAAACCACUCCCAGUCAUCUUCAUACCAAUUAAACCCACUUUUGCAGAGAGAUGUAUCUCUCCAAAGCAACCAACCAUUAAUGCCUCAAUUUGCCCACGUGCCCUCUAGCAACAAGAUAUUGGAUCAUCUUGAAUCUGAGAUCAGGAACCUUAAUCUAUCUCAGCCUAUGCUACCUUCACAUCAUGUUGGAAGCAGUCAGCAUCCUAGCAUUCUCUCUUCUCUGGGCUCAGAGAUUGUGGAACGCAGAGUAAUCCAGUUGCCUCCUAUCAUUGAGCGUAUCCCAUCCUCUCAGAGAUCUAGCAGUUCAUCACGACCAGGAAGGUCUACACAUAUUCCAAGACCUCGGAGCAGCACAAAUGAAAACCAGAGAGAGGAGAGGAGACGGAGGCGUCGUUCAUCUUUGGAUGAUGAUUCUCCUUCCAGCUAUGAUCAGGAACUAUGGGAUAGGCAUAGAAAUCCCAGAAAUGAAUCACAAAGAUAUGGCAGCCAUCAUGGUAGAUACUGGCGUUCCACAACAGAUGUAGUACCCACCUCGCGUGGCAGAAAUAGUUAUGAUUCCCAUCUUGAGACAAGAAGAGAUUAUUCUGGACAGCAACACUCCGAGAGAAAAAAUCAAAAUUCACAACGACGAACAUAUCAACAUGACAAUAACUUUGCUCAUCGGGAUCGACGACGACGGCAUCGCAGCUAUUCUCCACCAUCCUCCUGGGAGUCAUGGAGUUCCUCUGAAGAACAGGACUAUUCCCGGAAAAACAAUAGGCCUCAAUGUCGUCAGCAUCAUUCCCCAGACUGGCAGUACGAGAAACCACCUAGUUAUUGUUCUGUUGAAGUUACCCCAACCAAGAAUAAGAAACUCAGAAAGUCAACAGAACCAUCGGAAAAAGGCAGUUCUCGCAGUGGGACGAGUGUCGUCAUUUAACCUCUUCACUCUGCUACUGUAUAAAAUGAGAUUUUGGUGGCUGUCUGAACACGCAGAUUUUCAUUCUGGCCUUUAAUAUUAUUCACUAAAUGUAGCAGUCAGUAACAGGUUUAUUUCUCUAUCACCAUCAGACUGUACUUUCUUGUAUUAAAAGUUUUUAACCAUUUUUGCACUUUAAAAAAUGCAGUAAGAUUUUUUUUAUUUUACAAAACAAAUACUGAAAGAUUAUGUAGAUGAUUUCCUUGUCUGGAUCUUGAGGUCUUACCUGGUUCUUAAUACUCUUACCGGUAUUAAGAAUACAAAGCUGCAACUGUUUAUGAAUUGGUGGGGUCGUUUCUGUUACUCCAAAAGAUAACAAUUUUAAUCUUGGGUAACGAACUACAGAAUUCAGUCUUGCUUUAUUACACAUAUUGUGUAAUAGGAUUUUUUUUUUAAAUUGAGUCAGGAAGUUUUCUAGAAAAUUUUGAGUCAGAAAACUUUCAGAUACUAGUGCGUAUAUCUAGUAUCCAUAGUUUGCACACAUCUUUGUGCUACAUUAUUUGAUGUCGACAAAAAUGUAGCCUAAUUUGUGAGGUUUGAACAUCCAAAGAAACAAGUUGAUAAGUGAAUUGCUGUAAUGUUGGG
Pseudonaja textilis is the source of this 2478-nucleotide messenger RNA. It is a transcript of the gene ILDR1, whose product is annotated as immunoglobulin like domain containing receptor 1. NCBI's taxonomy places the organism in Eukaryota, Metazoa, Chordata, Lepidosauria, Squamata, Elapidae. The record is from RefSeq and is a predicted model, not a curated record. Gene Ontology annotation, molecular function: high-density lipoprotein particle receptor activity. Gene Ontology annotation, cellular component: plasma membrane.